CACUCGAUCGGAGCUCUCUCUAUAGCAUACAACCCCACCUUAAUUAAUUAAGCUACAACCAUGAGCGGCUUCGACGAGCAUCACCACGGCGGCGGGCAGGCCCAGCCGCUGCGCCCAGGCGACGUGUACCCGCCCACGGCCGCCAACCCCGAGGCCCGCCGCCAGCGCGACGUGUUCCUCGCCGCCAGCGCCCGACACGACCAGCAGCAGCAGCAGCCGCCGCGCCCAGACGACGGCGGCCUCCGCGUGACGGAGACCGAGGACAACCACACCGGGCGCCGCAUCGUCACGGCCACAGCCGGCGGCCAGGUGAUGGCGCAGUUCACGGUGCCGGUGCCCGGCGCCGGGGACGACUCGGCGGUGACCAUCGGCGAGGCGCUGCGGGCGGCCGCGGACACCUCUGCGGGGGACGAGCCCGUGGACCUGGCGGACGCGGCGGCGGUGCAGGCGGCCGAGGCGCGCGCCACGGGGCUCGGCCACAACGUGCCAGGCGGCGUGGCUGCCGCGGCGCAGAAGGCCGCGCAGGAGAACUUGGAGCGGGAAGGCGGCCGGGAGAAGAAGGUGCCGCUGAAGGAUGUCGUUGGUGGGGAUUUGGUGGGCCGUGGGCCGGCCUUGGCGGCGGAUAAGGUGGCCACGAGAGAGGACGCCGCGAAGGUGGCGGCUGCGGCGGAGCGGAACGCUGCUAGCAAGAGCGGAGGCGCUGGAGCUGCUGGGGGACAGGGGAAGGGCGUCGCUGACGCGGUGGCCGCGGCUGCUGAGAUGAAUCAGGCGAGAAUGCGCUAGCUAGUGUACUACGUACGUAGUGGACUGAUGAUACGUACACGCGAAGUGUGUCUGGCUGUGUGUUUUUUACAGCAGUGGUUAUGUGUCGAGUCUGUGUCGUUGUAUGUACAUACCUAAGUGUCUCCGUACUCCGUAGGGAGUUAUGUGUAGGAAUAAAGUGUACGUUUGUUUGUAUGAAAACUUGCUCUUCUCCAGUAAUUUUGCACUCCUGUAGUUCAUUUGUU
This is a messenger RNA of Brachypodium distachyon (stiff brome), 1007 nucleotides long. RefSeq names its product late embryogenesis abundant protein D-34. The coding region runs from base 61 to 783 and encodes 240 amino acids. The transcript has a single exon. Lineage: Eukaryota; Viridiplantae; Streptophyta; Magnoliopsida; Poales; Poaceae. The record is from RefSeq and is a predicted model, not a curated record.